Metarhizium brunneum ARSEF 3297 is the source of this 1419-nucleotide messenger RNA. It is a transcript of the gene cit-1, whose product is annotated as Citrate synthase. The record is from RefSeq and is a predicted model, not a curated record. Lineage: Eukaryota; Fungi; Ascomycota; Sordariomycetes; Hypocreales; Clavicipitaceae. Gene Ontology annotation, cellular component: mitochondrial matrix. Gene Ontology annotation, biological process: carbohydrate metabolic process; citrate metabolic process; tricarboxylic acid cycle.
AUGGCCUCUGUUUCUCGCCUUAGCAGCUCUGCCCUCCGGGCCUCGCUUAAGUCCCAAGCCUUCAAUGGCCGGACCGUAGCCUUCAAUGGCGCCCGUUACUACUCGGCGAAGACCCAGACUCUCAAAGAACGUUUCGCCGAACUCCUCCCUGAGAAGAUUGAGCAGAUCAAGGCUCUGCGAAAGGAGCAUGGUUCCAAGGUCGUUGACAAGGUCACUCUUGACCAGGUCUAUGGUGGUGCCCGUGGCAUCAAGGCCCUCGUCUGGGAGGGUUCCGUCCUUGACUCUGAGGAGGGUAUUCGGUUCCGCGGCAAGACUAUCCCCGAGUGCCAGGAGCUUCUGCCCAAGGCUCCCGGUGGCAAGGAGCCGCUUCCUGAAGGUCUUUUCUGGCUUCUCCUGACUGGUGAGGUCCCUACCGAGCAGCAGGUCCGCGACCUCUCUGCUGAGUGGGCUGCCCGUUCCGACAUCCCCAAGUUUGUCGAGGAGCUGAUCGAUCACUGCCCUACCGACCUUCAUCCCAUGGCUCAGUUCUCUCUGGCUGUCACCGCUCUCGAGCACACCUCUUCUUUCGCCAAGGCGUAUGCCAAGGGUGUCAACAAGAAGGAGUACUGGGGCCACACUUUUGAGGACUCCAUGGACCUCAUUGCCAAGCUGCCCAAUAUUGCUUCUCGCAUCUACCAGAACGUCUUCAAGGGUGGCAAGGUUGCCCCCAUCCAGAAAGACAAGGAUUACUCCUUCAACUUUGCCAACCAGCUGGGCUUCGGUAACAAUAAAGACUUCGUUGAGCUGCUCCGUCUCUACCUGACCAUCCACACUGACCACGAAGGUGGCAAUGUCUCUGCCCAUACCACUCACCUGGUCGGCUCGGCCCUCAGCUCACCUUUCCUCUCUCUUGCCGCCGGUCUCAACGGUCUUGCCGGCCCCCUGCACGGCCUGGCUAACCAGGAGGUGCUUCUCUGGCUCACUGAGAUGAAGAAGGUUGUUGGUGAUGAUCUCUCUGACAAGAACAUCACUGACUACCUGUGGUCUACCCUCAAUUCUGGUCGCGUUGUUCCUGGCUACGGCCACGCUGUUCUCCGCAAGACUGACCCCCGAUACAUGGCUCAGCGCGAGUUUGGUCUCGCCAAGAUGCCUGAGGACCCCAUGUUCAAGCUUGUCAGCCAGGUCUACAAGAUUGCUCCUGGUGUCCUGACCGAGCACGGCAAGACCAAGAACCCUUACCCCAAUGUCGACGCCCACUCUGGUGUUCUUCUGCAGCACUACGGUCUUACGGAAGCUAGCUACUACACCGUGCUGUUUGGUGUUUCUCGCGCCAUCGGUGUUCUGCCCCAGCUGAUCAUCGACCGCGCUGUUGGUUCUCCCAUUGAGCGCCCCAAGUCGUUCUCCACCGACAAGUGGGUUGAGAUUGUCAAGAAGCUGUAA